Chanos chanos (milkfish) is the source of this 1860-nucleotide messenger RNA. It is a transcript of the gene znf576.2, whose product is annotated as zinc finger protein 576, tandem duplicate 2. The transcript has 4 exons. The record is from RefSeq and is a predicted model, not a curated record. Bases 25 to 1224 code for a protein of 399 amino acids. NCBI's taxonomy places the organism in Eukaryota, Metazoa, Chordata, Actinopteri, Gonorynchiformes, Chanidae.
CACUUAGAUCCCACGUCACCUACAAUGGAUUCAGAUAUACUGAAGAUUGAAGAAAUUGUUAUGGGAGGUGGGGAAACUGCUGCUUCGGCUGAAUUGGCUCCUGAAAACACAGAGGAGCCUGCGUUCACUACAAUUAUCAUUCAAGAUCCUCCAGCUGCUCCUGUCAUGCAGUCAUAUCAGCAUGAGAGCCUGCAGUGUUUCCAGUGUUUCAUCACCUUCUGUAAUUCCAAAGCCAAGGAAAGACACAUGAAAAAGAGUCACCGUGAAGAAUACAAGCAGCAGCUCCAGCAGUGUGAUACACUUUUCACGUGCUACGUCUGCGACCGCACGUUCCCGUCUUCAGAGGAGCUGACCCAGCACCAAUCAACUCACAACAAGGAGGACAAACCUUUCAAAUGUCCACACUGCCAGGAGAGCUUCCGCACAUUUUCUGAGUUGACGACACACCGGCGGCAUGUAUGUCCAGAGCGGCAGUUUGCCUGUAAAGAGUGUGGCGAAACUUUCCGAAGCCCAGCUCUUCUGCGUAAUCAUCGUCUUGCCCAGCACCCGGUGCGACAGGAAGGGGAGGACCAGGAUGACCCCACUAAGACCCACCGCUGUGGCAAAUGUGGCCGAGGGUUCGAGACAGAGGCGGAGCUCCUCCAGCAUCAGGAAAACCACGCCGGCGACCAGAACUGCAACGGGAGCGCCCCAGCCAAGAGGCGCGGGAGGCCCCCAAAAGCAGAGGACGCAGCCGUCACGGACAAGAAAGCGAAGCGGAGGAAGAAGAAAGAGGAGGCCGAAGAGGGAGACGAGCCCGCGGAGAACAACGCCGAAAAGCCCAAAGCAGGGGGUGGCAGGCGGGGUCGACCCCCAAAGCCCAAAGCGGAGGAGGUGGCGGAGGAGGAGAAAGACGAGAAGGAGGAGAAAAAGCCCAAGGCUGCUCCUCCACCUCCUCGUCAGCACCCCUGCUCUGAAUGUGACCUCACUUUCCAGGCUUUAGCACAGCUCCGCGCCCACAAGAAGGAGAAGCACACCCAGCGCAAAGCGCACCCCUGCGGAGAGUGCGAGGAGAGCUUCAAUCGUCCCGAGCAGCUCCAGACACACAUGACCAGGGCCCACAGCGCCGGCAGAUACGCCUGCCCCACCUGUGGCAAGAGCUUCGGCAGAGAGAGCAACCUGAAGUCUCACCAGCAGACCCAUGGCAAAGAAGAGGAGAAGCCAGCAGGCAGGGGGAAGAGAUAAUUCGUCAGAAGGAAGGGAAGGAAAAGGGAUGAUGGGGCAGAUUUUUUUGUUGUUGUUGUUGUUUUUCCAAGGUGGGCUUAGUUUUGAGGGGGGUGGGGAAAAAAUAGCAAUUUGCUUCAGUUCAGAUUUUGGUUGUGAUUUGGGUAAGAUCCAAAAAUUGACCGCCUUUUUUUAUUUGGUUUUUUUUUGGGUUCGUUUUUAAAGAAUGUAAGACUGAUGAUGUAUGGUUAAUGGACGGUUUUAUAUUGAAACUGGAAAUCACUAAUGAAUUUGCUUUCGAGAGCUGAAAAAGAGGGCCAUUAGCUAGGCGUUGGAGCAUUUUCUUCUUUUCUUUUUUUUUUUAAAAAUGUGGUCACAAUAUCUGUGCAAAACCAGACAAAAUAAUGCAUUGUAAUUUACCCACAGCAGGAUCGGACAGCCAAGUCAUUACUACCACCAACCAUCUCACACCAGUAUCUUGCAGGGCACGACCCUACAUAUGAGCCCAUACUAUAGGUAGUGGCUUUGACUCUGUUUUUAUUGGAAUAUUUUAAUGUCUUUUUUUAUGAAUAUCAUGGUUGAGUGUUAUUGUUUUUACAUUAUUUUUAGAUGUAAGUGUGUGGGCGGGUGGGUGAGAUUUACAUUAUGGCAUUCUUG